AUGAGAUGGGACAAGAAGCAGCACAAGAAUGUCUACAUACCUUUCCCUGCAAUAAUCAAGGAAUACAAUGAACAUAUAGAGUAUGUUGAUUUAUUUGACAUGUUCAUGACUCUCUACAGAGUCAACCACAAGUGCUACUGUAGGAUAUUCUUAUGGUCGCUGAACCUUGUUGUGAACAAUGCUUCGAUAUUGUAUCGUCGUCAUGCUGAACAGAAGAAAGAACCCCAAAAGGUGCAUCCUGACCUCAUUAAGUUUACAGCAAACAGAAGUGUGGCGUUGAUUCAGGAAAUCAAGGUGCCAUCAGUGCUUGUUCAUAAUUGUUGUCAUCCAUCAAUGCAUGUUUCACCUUCAGCAUCUGCAUCAGAGAAUGACGAAGAAAAAUCAAAUAUCCCAAGAAGUGAUCUGUGCUGA
This is a messenger RNA of Limulus polyphemus (Atlantic horseshoe crab), 411 nucleotides long. RefSeq lists its product as uncharacterized. The record is from RefSeq and is a predicted model, not a curated record. Lineage: Eukaryota; Metazoa; Arthropoda; Merostomata; Xiphosura; Limulidae. The transcript has a single exon. The coding region runs from base 1 to 411 and encodes 136 amino acids.